GAUGUAGGAGAAGAGGUCCCUGCUAAGAUCAGGCAUACUCGUCCCCGUUCCCAGGUUGCUGAGAUGUUGCAAUCGCAUGAUGACUCUCAUAUGCAGCAGAGUGCCAGUACUAGUGCCGCUCUACCUUUUGAUGAACUGGUGAGCACCAGCAGCCUAGAACAUCCUGGUCUUUCACAUACCAGCACUGCAGUAUCACUUGGUGACAUGGCAAGUCCCAUAAGUACAGUACAAGCUGGUGCAGUGGCGAGCACAAGUAGAGUCCCGCAGCCCACCAAGAAUUCGUACACAGGCCCGUAGAGCCCCUAGUAUCCUUCUGGAUGUGCUUGCAAAUCCCGAUUGGUAGCCCACAAAUUCUGCAGCAGCAUCACGACGUCUUCACUGCCCAACCCGGA
Molecule: messenger RNA, 392 nt
Organism: Staurois parvus
Lineage: Eukaryota; Metazoa; Chordata; Amphibia; Anura; Ranidae
Source: the annotation of a GenBank genome assembly